This is a messenger RNA of Colossoma macropomum (tambaqui), 3275 nucleotides long. Its product is annotated as otolith matrix protein. Gene Ontology annotation, cellular component: plasma membrane; recycling endosome; early endosome. The record is from RefSeq and is a predicted model, not a curated record. The transcript has 9 exons. Lineage: Eukaryota; Metazoa; Chordata; Actinopteri; Characiformes; Serrasalmidae. Gene Ontology annotation, biological process: iron ion transport. The coding region runs from base 309 to 1427 and encodes 372 amino acids.
AGUGUGCAAGAAAGCCGCAUGCCAUCCAGUCCCGCUGGAUGGAGAAGGAAACACUAGACCUUUAAGUGGAAAAUAACUGCCGGACGUUAGAAUUGGGAAAAAAAUAGGGAGAUAGUGCCACCAGUAAGGGCCUAAUGGAAGGUUCUCCUCUGAUCCAACCCCUAUGCCCCCCCACUUCGGCUUUCUGGUCAUUGGGAGCGUAAGAGCAGGCAAUGUGAGCCUGGAGAGGUUUUGUUUUUUUCAUCGUUACUUCCCACAGUACCCUUGUGGCUCUGAGAGCAUUCUGGACGCUGCUGCUCAAAGGUAACAUGGACCAAACAACUGGACACCUGCUGGCUCUGGCUUUCCUCCUGCUUGUAAAAGUCAGCAUGUCCAGUCAGAACAACAUCAUCACUUGGUGUGCGGUGUCCGAUGCGGAGGAGCAGAAGUGUCUGGAUCUGGCUGGGAACGCCACAGCCCGGAAUAUUCGCGGAAAAUUGCACUGUGUUCGCGGCCAGAGCCCUACAGACUGCAUGCAGAGAAUUAAGAAUGGCACAGCUGAUGCAGCCUCUAUGUACCCUGAUGAGAUCUAUACUGCUGGAGUUUGCUAUGGGUUGGACGUUGCAGUAGGAGAGUCUUACAAUGGAGUGGAUGGCAUUAAUUACUACGUAGUGGCCUUGGCCCGAAGAUCAUCCGGUGACCUGUCGCUGCUGGAGAUGCAUGAGCGGAGUUCAUGUCACCCUGGGAUCCGGACCACUGUGGGCUGGACUGUGCCCAUUGGCUUCCUGGUCAACACAUCGCAGAUCAGCGUGAACGAACAGUGCAAUUUCCCCCAUGCGGUGGGGGAUUUCUUUGGUUAUAGCUGUGUCCCAGGAGCAAAGGACCCAGAGCACGACCCCAAAGGCACCAAUCCCAGAAACCUGUGUGAAGCCUGCAUAGGGGACGAGAAUGACCGACACAUCUGUGCCAACAAUCCUCGAGAACGCCACUACGGAGAGGCAGGGGCCCUCAGAUGUGUGGCAGAGAACCUUGGAGAUGUGGCCUUCGUAAAGCACACCACAGUCUUUGACAACAUGAACGGUAAAAAUCAGGAGUCGUGGGCUCUGGACCUGGAACUGGAGGACCUGAAGCUGCUUUGCCCGGACGGAGGCGAGGCCUCGCCCUUCCAGCACAAGCACUGCCACCUGGCUGUGGUGCCCGCCAACGCUGUGGUGGUGCGCCUGGAGGAUAAGUGCCGCGUUUACAAGUUCCUGGAACGUGUGCAGAAUGCGUUUGCCAACGCUACGCAGGGUUUCUCCCUCUUCAGUUCGGCGGGGUACGGUCAGCCAGAUGUGAUGUUCAGUGACUCCACUCAGAAGCUGCUGAGGGUCAUGGGCACCUACCCAUCCUGGCUGGGACCCAGCUACAACACUAUGCUUCAGGCAUUUGAAUGCGAAGGUUUGUGCUGAUGUGAUCGAAAGCCUGCACACCUCCGCACUCUCAUUCUCUCCCACCUCCCAUAUCUCCCGUAUUCUUCCUCUCUCUUACACCGACCCCUCCGCCCUGCUUAAAGAGUGCCGCAGGCUGUACCUAGGCCAAAGGCCAGUUAGCUCCCAUGCUUCAUAGCCUCCCUCCUUUCUUCUCUCUUCUGCUAGCGACUAAAUGCAGCACAUUAGCUAUACUGUUGCCGAUCUAGGCCACUUGAUCUGCUAUUUCAUGAUGGAAGAAGGUCCACGCCAGCAGGCCAUGAUUUCCAGGGAGGGGGAGCAGCCACCACAUCAUGAAGGGAUUCAUUCUUUUGAGCCAAUACUGUGUUACAUGUGCUUCAAAUCCAUGCAAUUCAAUAUCUUCGGCUAAUGCUAAUGGUGGCCUGCUGAACCAGUGGUUCUCGACUCUGGUCCUGGGGGCCCACUGCCAUCCACUGAAAAAGAUCUAAAGCCUUAUUGGAGCUGGAUUAGUUUUACCUGGGGGGAACACUCUCAUUUCAGUGAUUACCUAAGAUUUUAAUCUAGUAUUAAUCUGCAAUGUGUGUAGUUGUUACAUUCAGACAGUAAUAAUUGCAGAGUGAAUGGGCUUCUCUAAUUGGCCCCCUCAUCAGCCCCUGUAGCAGAGCCAUUUUUUCUGCCAUGUCUUCCGUGUUGUUAUUGUCAUUGAGUGUGGCGUCAACUGCUUAAUGCUGAUGUUAGCAUCAAAAUCCAGGUUAUAUCGCCUUUCAGAUGAUAUAAUAUCACCUAAUAUAGUGAUUUGCAUUGGAUUUAGCCCUCCUUCUUGAAACUUAUCUGUUUUUUUUUGCAAUUUAAUACAAUUAUUUGGAAUUUAAAAGGAAAUCCACAAGUACAUCUUGUUUGGAAAUCAGUAACCAUAAACAAAUUUGCUAGAUUUUUUCAUUCAGUGAAUCCAACAUAUCUCUAAAAGGAUACCUUCCAAUUCAUUCUAUUCAAAGCAGUCAAAGUAUAUAUACUAGCUAAAGCUAACUAGUUACAGAGGCUUGUUUGAGGGACAGAUACUCCAUGCAUUCGAAUAAGUUGGACUCUUGAUCAUCUUCAGAGUGGAAUCUGAUUGGAAGCAAUGGGAGCCAUUGGUCCGAAUCAGAUACCAGCCUGUCGAUUCCAAAGUUCUUGCCACCAAACUUCCUUGCAGAACGCCUUUUAAAACACUUUAUGACCUUUUAACCUGGGAUACCUGUAAAAAAUCUCUAAUAAAACUAAUCCAGCACCAAAAGGGCUUCCUACACCUCAUUCGGCCUAGUAGCUGAUACAUUUAAUUAGGCGUGUUAGAAUGUGGCAAACACUAAACUGUGCUAGGCAAUGGGUCUCCAGCACUGAACUAUGUUAUAGAAGGUGUUAAACAAAAGUCUAGACUUUAAAUAAACUAGGGUUUAUUUAAGUGAUUAUGGCAUCCGGCCUAAUUUGUAAUGAAUGCUUGAUAUUUACUAUCUUGAAAAAUUUAGAAUUGAAGAUAAUUGCCAGUUUGAAUGGCUAUACACCAUUUGAGCCUCUGAUGUGAAAGUAUGGCAGGAGCAGUUGACUGACCUUGGCUUGUUUAAGAGAAUUCUUAACUUGAAUAUAUCUACUAGAACACACCGCUAGUCUUUUUUUUAUUGAAAACGAUUAAAAUACUCAACAACUUCUCUGGAAAAUGUUCUCCAUGUCGGCCCGUUUUUGCUUCUACGUGGAUGGAACUCAACAUAGGUGCUCGUAUGGUGCUGUUUCCUGGCUUGUCUCCAGGAUAACACUAUACCGACUUGAACAAUGUUUCAUGUAAAUAGUCUUGUGUCGCUAUUUGUAGAACAAUCUCCUAUUAUCAAUAAAAAACCC